Dreissena polymorpha is the source of this 1675-nucleotide messenger RNA. RefSeq lists its product as uncharacterized. The transcript is spliced from 5 exons. Bases 268 to 1020 code for a protein of 250 amino acids. Lineage: Eukaryota; Metazoa; Mollusca; Bivalvia; Myida; Dreissenidae. The record is from RefSeq and is a predicted model, not a curated record. Gene Ontology annotation, molecular function: calcium ion binding.
CUCAACCCCCUAACACAAGAUGGCGUCCAUGAUUUUCUACAAUUUCUCGCAGACUGCGAAACAUCUGGUUUGAAUUUCGUCGACUUUGGGAUUCAGCAAGUCGAGCAUCGCUGCCUCGCGAGAAUAAACGAGAUUCAUCUUCAAGGGAGACAACUCGACGUCGUUCAUGGUCACGUGGUAGGCACGCUUAAAACCAAUAGUCCGGAGCUGGAACGCAAUCUCAUCGAGGAGCACCCGGCGUUGGUGUUGAUCGAGUUCGGGCGACUGAUGGGCUUCCGGGUGACGGACCUGUUUAACUCCCUUGACAAGGACGGCAACCGAGUGCUCGACAGAGAGGAGAUACGAACAGGGCUGCGGCUGGCUAACAUACCGUUCAGUGAUGAAGGUAUAGACAUGCUGAUCAACAAGCUCGACAAGGACAAGAGCGGCCAGAUAGAGUACGACGAGUUGCUGAUGGCGAAUCAGGAGUACAAGAAGCACCACAAAGACAUGCUGUACGCGCAGAAAGGGGAAGGGGCCACGCGCGUGGAAGACACGCCCCUCUGGAGAAUCAGGACACGCCUACAGAAACUCAUGGCAGAGAAAAUGUCAGACUUCGCGUCAUUUAAACGUAUUACUGAACAAAUUGCAAAGCACAUCCAGACGGUCAACGACGAAAUCGAAGCGAAACGCGAGAAAAUCAGCCGCGAGAGGGCGCUGCGACCCCGCAAGGUCAAAUCAAGGCCGGUAUCGUCACAGCCCGUUGACAACAUACGUCCGGCGCCAAAACCCAACACCGACAAGAGAGACGACGGCGAAGGAUCCGACGAGGAACUAAAAAUAGCCGCGAUGGAGUCUACGGAAAAUGUCGCCGUCGAUGAUGACCUAUCCGAGACGCCGCCAAUGCGUCAUUUGCCACCGCGUGCGCGUCAGAUGUCAAUUCAACUUCCGGUGCGUUUAGGCGCUUCCUCGCGAAAUACAAACACAAGUGACGAGGGUCGCAAAAGCGGCGACAUGACCCGCUUGAAAGAGGACAUUUAACUGGCUAAUACGUACUAGAUGUGUGUGGGGUUUUCAUGCAAGCAAUAGUAGUAUACAAGAAAUAAUAAAAUUUUAUCAUAUUCUGUUAUAAGCAAUAGUUAUGAUAUUUUCUUCAUUUUAAAGUUAACUAGUAUUUAACAUGUGUAAUAUUUAAACAUUACUUACUGUUCGUAUUAUAAAAGCGUCAUAUAAUAUUAUUCGUGUUUAAUUUAUUCUCAAAGAGACAUAUGUUUCAAUGUUGUUGUUUUUAUAAUUAAGUAAAAAAGUAACCUACAAUGUGGAACUGUUUAAUUCAUGAGAAUUUUGAAAGCUAAAGUAGUUUGCCAAAUUUCAAAUACAAAUAAGCCGCGCUCUGGGAAUACCGGGCUUAAAGCAUAAGUGUCGUCCGAGAUUAGUCUGUGCAGUCCGCAAAGGCUAAUCUGUCAUGAAACUAUGCCUAUACUAACAUUUCGUUGAGAAGAAACUUCUUGUGAACGAAAUACUCCAUAAAAGUGGAAAAUGUCGUCCUGUAUUAGCCUGGUUGGAGUGCACAUGCUAAUAUUGGACGAUACUUUACGCACAUGUCCGGAUUUUCAUGAGCGAGGCUCAAAUGUAGAACAUGUGUAUAAAACAGCAGGGCCGGAUCCAUUAUUUGUGGACUGUUUCAAUUUAUUUA